Molecule: messenger RNA, 2469 nt
Organism: Capronia coronata CBS 617.96
Lineage: Eukaryota; Fungi; Ascomycota; Eurotiomycetes; Chaetothyriales; Herpotrichiellaceae
Product: CMGC/DYRK/YAK protein kinase
Exons: 2
Coding region: 1-2469 (822 amino acids)
Biological process (GO): peptidyl-serine phosphorylation; peptidyl-threonine phosphorylation
Cellular component (GO): cytoplasm; nucleus
Molecular function (GO): protein tyrosine kinase activity; protein serine/threonine kinase activity; ATP binding
Source: RefSeq, a predicted model, not a curated record
AUGUCUCUGAAUCCAACUCCUGCGGCGCAAUCGCACAACUAUGAGCAAAAUGGUGAAGUCGAUGUCCCCAUGGAAGACGCCGACCCCUACAACCGAACCAAAUACCCUACCCGCCCUGCUCACCAGCACCGACCGUCUUCGCAGUAUGUUGGCGAAGCCUCUACUGCCGCACAGCGAUACUCUCCGAUGAACGCUCAACCUACAAACACUUCGUAUGCCUCUAGCCCAAAGCUCCCGAGUCAAAACAACUUCCCAUAUCUCAACCAGCCGCAAUCGUCGCGACAGUCUCCUCCGAACCAGAAUCAGUCAGCGACAUAUAACUUGGAGCGGUAUGCCGAACCUCCAACACCGACGAGAUACACAUCAAGCUAUGGCUCCAUUCUCCAAAACUCCGACAUGAGUCCCGAUUCGUACUAUCCUCCUUCCACGGGCAAUGCGCGUCCUGGUCCGCCAUCAAGGCAGCAGUCAUAUGGACCAGGCCCAAUUCCUAGGUUCAGGAAAGUCAACACAAUGCAAGAUCUCAAUCCCAGAGUCAACGCACAGCCUCAGUACCGAAGAGCCAACCCGGAGGGCGGCUUCAUCAGUCCGUUGCAAGCUCUCACUACAUAUCUUCCGGCCACAUAUCGCAUCUGCAACCCCAGCUUCAAAUAUGAGUCAUCAAGGAACCCGAGGCGAGUGCUAACAAAGCCAAGCAAGGGGACCAAGAAUGAUGGCUACGAUAACGACGACAGCGACUACAUUCUCUACGUCAAUGAUAUCCUCGGUAGCGAGGAAGCGGGCCACAAGAAUCGCUAUCUGAUCCUCGAUGUCCUCGGCCAGGGCACCUUUGGCCAGGUCGUGAAGUGCCAGAACUUGAGGACGCAGGAAGUCGUUGCUGUCAAAGUCAUCAAGAAUCGAACGGCUUAUUUCAAUCAGAGCAUGAUGGAGGUGUCCGUUCUGGACCUUCUCAACCAGAAGUUCGAUAAGAACGAUGACCAUCAUCUGUUGCGCCUGAAAGACACAUUCAUCCACCGACAGCAUCUCUGCCUUGUUUUCGAGCUUCUCAGUGUCAACCUGUACGAGCUCAUCAAACAGAACCAAUUCCGUGGGCUUAGCACGACCCUUGUUCGUGUCUUUGCCCAACAACUGCUGAAUGGGUUAGCACUGUUGAACAAAGCUCGGCUCAUCCACUGUGACUUGAAGCCCGAGAACAUUUUGUUGAAAAAUCUCGAAAGUCCCAUCAUCAAGAUCAUCGACUUUGGGUCCGCUUGCGACGAGAGGCAAACGGUCUACACGUACAUUCAGUCCCGGUUCUACCGGUCUCCCGAGGUUUUGUUGGGACUGCCAUAUUCCUCGGCCAUCGACAUGUGGUCCCUUGGCUGCAUUGUUGUGGAGCUUUUCCUAGGGCUGCCUCUCUUCCCCGGAUCUUCCGAAUACAACCAAGUGUCCCGUAUCGUUGAGAUGCUGGGCAUGCCUCCGAUGUGGAUGUUGGAAAUGGGAAAGCAAUCGGGCGAAUUCUUCGAAAAGACAACAGAUGAAUUCGGUCGCCGCACCUACCGACUGAAGAGCAUGGAGCAGUAUUCUCGUGAACACAAUGUCAAAGAGCAACCCAGCAAGAAAUACUUUCAAGCGACCACCCUCCCCGAGAUAAUCCGCAGCUAUCCUAUGCCUAGGAAGAAUAUGAAGCCAGCGGAAAUUGAGAGAGAAAUGAAUAACCGUGUUGCUUUCAUCGAUUUCGUCCGCGGGUUGCUCACCAUUAACCCACUCGAACGAUGGUCACCUCAUCAAGCCAAGUUGCAUCCUUUCAUCACGCAGCAAAAGUUUACUCAGCCGUUUGUACCGCCAAUGAACUUGAAAUCUCCUUCUUCCAGCAAGACUCCCGCGCCUGGGGUGCAGCAGCAGCAACAAGCCGAAGCAUUGAGCAAACAGCGAGCUGCUCAGGCCGCCCAAGCCCAAGCACAGGCUCAAGCUGCACAGGCGCAAGCCCAGGCCCACACAGCAGCGCAAAAUGCCUACGCAAUGCAGAUGAGUCCUUACCAACAGACUCAACCCCCACCAAUGUACAAUGCCAUGUAUCCGGCUCAUCAACAAGGCGCACCUCCGCCCUAUCCGACACAUUCGACCAACUACGCUCCGCAUGUGGGCAUGAUGCCCCAGCAGCCUGCGCAGAUAAACCCUGGUCAUUACAAUCAUCAACAGAGUCUGUAUGCUCAAGCCACUCAGAGGGCGGGCCGUCAGCGGGCAUCGACAAUGGAUCAACAGCAAGGGGGAAUUCCUCCAGCUAUCCAGCGAGUGACGAGUCAUCUGGACCCCAACGCACCGAUCAGACUCCAACCUAGUCCAGCUUACUACCCUCCUCCUGCAGACGGAUACGUGGACUCCCCCACGUCGGCUAGGAGGCGUGGUAGCCGUACGCAGAGAAAUCGGGAUUUCAUCCGAACUCUGGAAGAUGGUGCCAUGGGAGACCACUUCAAUGCACAGUGGCAGUGA